GAAAACUAAAGAUUAUUUUCAAUCACAAAUGGGACUAUUAUCUUUAUCAGUGGGAUUCCUGCUGGGAACUGGUGCAACGCUCUAUGCUUCUGACCUGACCUAUGUUUACAUCUAUUCCCACCUAUACGCUCCACACAUGGAGUAUCUGAGGAUUAGGAAGAAGUUUGAAAAUCGUGCGAUUCCUCCAGAAAUUCACAAUACAUAUUGGAAGAACUUCUUUCUCAGUUAUGCUUUGUUCUGGUACAAGAUUCCUUUUGUGCUAAAAUCUCAAUAUUUGGAUGAAUAUGUCACCAGUGAUCAAUACCUAUCUCAAGAGGUACAAAAUUUUACUGGAAAGAACAUUAAUAACCAACAAGAGUCUAAAGAUGAGACAACAAGAAUAGAAUUUGCUGAUAUCGAAAAUAUGCUUGACACUCUAAAACAUAAAGAUCCUGAUAAGUACGAAGAGAUUCUUCAGAAAGGAGCUGGUUAUGAAGACCCCUCUGAGACCCCUCUAGAAAGAGAAAUAAGACAGCACCAGAGUGGAUAAAUUG
Molecule: messenger RNA, 533 nt
Organism: Moneuplotes crassus
Lineage: Eukaryota; Ciliophora; Spirotrichea; Euplotida; Euplotidae
Source: the annotation of a GenBank genome assembly